UAAUCAAUCGAGAUCUAGAGAAGGAGAGAGCUACCGACCAGCAAUGGCGGAGAGGGUGAGGAGGCUGGCGUCGCAGCGCGCGGUGGUGAUCUUCGGGACGAGCAACUGCUGCAUGUGCCACGUGGUGAAGACGCUCUUCACGGAGAUGGGCGUCAGUUGGACGGUGCACGAGCUGGACAAGGACCCCCGCGGGAAGGACGUCGAGAGGGCGCUCGCCAGCAUGGCCGGCCGGAGCCUGCCCGUGCCGGCCGUCUUCAUCGGUGGCGCGCUCGUCGGCCCCACCGACAAGGUCAUGGCGCUGCACCUCGGCGGCCAGCUCGUGCCGCUCCUUCGCCAGGCCGGCGCCCUCUGGCUCUGA
This is a messenger RNA of Aegilops tauschii subsp. strangulata, 358 nucleotides long. Its product is annotated as putative glutaredoxin-C2. The record is from RefSeq and is a predicted model, not a curated record. NCBI's taxonomy places the organism in Eukaryota, Viridiplantae, Streptophyta, Magnoliopsida, Poales, Poaceae.